AAGAUAAAAACAAUCUUAAACACGAAUACUUAAAAUUACAACAAGAGCAACAGAGAAAUGAAGGACCAUCGAUAAUAACAAAGUAUAACAAAGACCCUAUAGAAAUAGGAAUAAAUCAAGAAUCAGACUCACCAUAUCUAAAACCAGUAACAAGUAGACCUGAAACACCGAACUAUAAAGGAAAAACACCAGACUACGG
Molecule: messenger RNA, 199 nt
Organism: Dentiscutata erythropus
Lineage: Eukaryota; Fungi; Glomeromycota; Glomeromycetes; Diversisporales; Gigasporaceae
Source: the annotation of a GenBank genome assembly